AUGAAUAACGGCAGCCUUUGUUUGGACUCGUCGUUCAACCCGCUGUAUUUGCUUUUGCUCGUUUCCUCAGGGUUGGCGUAUAUAUGUGAGGGUCUGAAGGAGCAGAGGAAGGGUUUGGUCACUCUGGUGCUCUGGAACAACCAGCUCACACACAAUGGCAUGGGAUACCUGGCUGCCGCUUUGCCGUUCACUCAGAGCUUGGAAACACUGAACCUGGGCCAUAACGCAGUGGGGAACGAAGGAGUGCACAAACUAAAAGACGGACUCAUAGCAAACCGGUCCAUCCUCAGGCUGGGUCUGGCCUCCACCAAACUCUCCUGUGAAGGAGCGGUCGCUAUCGCUGAAUUCAUCGCUGAGAGUCCGAGGAUCCUCCGGCUGGACAUGCGGGAGAAUGAAAUCAACAGCGAGAAUAAAAAACUACACUUAUUUAUAUACCACAGAUGCAUCUAUGACCUUUUUAUUGCAUUACUAUACCACAUCUUUUUUCUCUCGCUGCUCUCACAGGUGAAGUGUUUCAUUGAGACACAGCGCGCCCUGCUUUCAGACAUUCAGAAUGGCUGCAAGAGGAACUUCAUCCUGGCCAAAGAGAAGGAAGAGACGGAACAGAAGAUGAGGCAGUCGAUUUCAAUAGCCGAAAUCGCCAUGGAGGACCAAACUCAAGAGGAUGAAGAUGCAUCUGCUGAGAAAAGUGAGGAAGAAAACACCACCGAUGAGGGCAGUGCAUCUGAGAGCCAAGAGGUCAACGAUCAAAACCCGACACUACAAGACGACUCGGACUCGGACACAGAGGAUGAGGACGCAGCCGAGGAGCCGAAAACUCCUGCGAACACCACAUCUCCCAUAGCGAUUACUGCAAUAAACGCCUGUAAGGCCGUGCCCUCGAUGCCUCCUCUACCAGGAUCUCCAGCGGGAAUUACAGUGACCGAAGCUAGCACUGUCCCCAGAGCCCCACCAUCUCCUGGCCGCUGCUUUUCGGUGUCUAGUCCCGGCAGAGGACACAAAAUCUUUAUGGUAACACGUGUGGAAAGCCCUCCGGAGCAACAACAGACGACUGUAUUGGCGAAAGGCGUCAGCGAGUGGGUGGCACAGAGCCAAACAUGCACACAGACUAAUAUAAAAGCACCUUUUGAUGCACGUUCACAACCGCCUGAGCAGAAACCAACAGCAUCUGAGCUCAGCACGUUAACAUCACGUGCAGAAACAACACCAGCACCUGUUGAACCGCUCAACACGUCCAUGUCUUCACUUGCGGAUAAGCAGGAGAACCUGAAGGAGUCACAGUCAGAAAUCGCACAGGAUCCUGCUACGCCAUUUGAAAGCCUGAAGGACGCUGUCUUUGUCGAUCAGACUCACUUAAAGCAACAGUUGACUGUAAAAACAAACACAAAAAAACCGCAAGAGAUGCAAAAUGUAAGCGAGAAGGACCAGACGUUCUGUCCUCACACCGAGCAGAAACAGGAGUCCAGUCCCAUCCAAACAGAGCCAUCAGUUUCAGGACAAUCCCAGGAUGAGACGCUAAGCCCAAAAGCCGAACCAUGUCCAGAACAGCUGCAGGAAGUUGGUAACGGAGAGAAACAAGUACAAUCUAGUGAACAGCAACGGGCUGCUCAGCUGCAGCCUUCACUGGAGGUCACAGCAGGUCACGAAGCCCUCGAUGAGGAGGAAUGCUGCAGUGCUCGAGCGGGAUCUCCUGACGUGAGCUCCACGGAAGAAGACAAAGGUCAUCCUGCUGGGAGCACAAGAGCGUCGCUGCCCAACGGGCUGAAGCCAGAAUUUGCCUUUCACCUGCUUGAACCCAAGGGACCCAAACCAGCCAGCUGCAUUAUGGAGCAUGUGAGCGUGACAGCAGAGCUGAGCUGUGGGCAGGAUUUAGAGGAGCUUCUCCUUGAUGCCAGUCUGGACACCAGCAGAGAUGCACCGUAAUGCUGUAACCAAGGAUCCACACAAGCAGAGAAUCAGAAGGGCCGGUUUGUUCUCGCCACAUGGCAUCCGCUCAUAUUCCUCGGGUCUUUUUCCAUCUUUCUCGUGUCUUUACCACAAAUUUUCCAAAUGUUGCAACAGAACACAGAGGACUCGCCCUCCUUCCAGUGUCCAGCUUUUAUUGAAAUUAGGAAAUUCAUCUCUUCUGUGAUUUAAACAUUUGCCGUAAAGUUGUAUGUUCCCAGUUACCAAAGACGCCCAUGCAGAGAAACGCACACUCGCUGACCUCCUUCUGUUCCUCCCUGUUACGCUGUCGACUGUGGCGCCUCUCCGCCGCCCCCUGGUGGACUGGAGGUUAUAAUGCAGCACAGAGACUGACCGGCGGGAACAUGCGAAGCCGUUUCAUUGGUUUUGGCUUUCAGAUAUCGUCAAGCGGGCGGACGUUGUUGCGAGUCUCUGUGUGCGUUUGUCGUUAUUAAUGUCUCAUUAACACAAAAAAAAAGACUUGCACCAAAGUGAGAUCUGCUUUCCGUUCAUUCCUGCUGCUCAGGAAUCAGUCAAACCCCCAUUUCUGAUCUCCGAUCUCACCGGGUUCCCUUCAUCAACCAGCACUUCUGAAGGCAUCUGAUUUGUGCGUGAAUGUGCGGCACAAUCAUUUAGCGAGUCAUCUGAAUGAUUCGGACAUCUUCGUCCUCGGCGAACGAAUGAAUUGUACAAUUUUCACUCUCUAAACACUCAUUCUGUCUUCCAUCGGUAAAACCCUGUGUCACCGUACGUUCCCAUCCGAAGACAGGACACGACACGUUUGCCUUUAAACCUUUUUUCAGCUCUUUACUCUGGCUGCUUUGCUAAAUCAGUUUGUAUUUAUUUUAAACAACCUGAGUCUGCUGUGUGAUUUAUUUGUUAGUUUAUUUUCCUCCUCGUGUUCCCCAUCUUUUUUUUAAGCUGUUGUUGUGGGAUUUCCCCCCCUUUGGUGUAUAUUUUCAGAUCUAUAAAGAGCAAAUAUUAAGUUUAAGGUUUUCCUAUUUUGAUUGGUGGGGGUUUGGGAAAGGGGCGGGGCACUGUGGAUUGAUUUAUAUAAAUAGGGCUGGAGUAUAUUAUGUAAAUCGGGUGUGUGUUUGGGCGUGAAAUGAAGGCAGUAGGAGUGCAAGCACAAGACUUCAUGAAGAAAACACUACGCUUGUGUGAAGCUACUGCCGCUGGAGACACUAGAGACUACACUUUACCUCGAGAGACGUCGCCAUCGUCAGACUAACGUGUGAUUUUAGGGCAAACGAGAAGCUUGUGACAUUGAAGCGAGGCUUGAGCUGAUCAGUGUAGUACUUCCCACCAUUCCUGGCUCUGUGGUUGGUGCUUUUCAGUUGCUCUCUCUCUCUCAACGUCUGGUUGAUGUCGACUCUGACGUCUAUCUGCCAGGCUUCAGAGAAGCUUUGCCUCUACAUCCAGAUUGUCUUUGACCUUGAAAUCAACACUUCUGUGCUGCCCCCCAACCCCAUGUUUGUUAUGCUUUAUUUUUAGUAAUUUUUAAAAUGACCUGUUAAAUUAAUCAAACCGUACUGGUAAACACAAAGAGAUGUGUAUGGCUUUUCCCUCUCAAAUAAAUGCAUGUAAUGACAAAA
Sinocyclocheilus rhinocerous is the source of this 3539-nucleotide messenger RNA. Its product is annotated as protein phosphatase 1 regulatory subunit 37-like. The transcript has 7 exons. The coding region runs from base 1 to 1923 and encodes 640 amino acids. NCBI's taxonomy places the organism in Eukaryota, Metazoa, Chordata, Actinopteri, Cypriniformes, Cyprinidae. The record is from RefSeq and is a predicted model, not a curated record.